AAAGUCCCAACCUUUCUCUCUCCAUAAGCUCAAAUUUUCACCACUAGACCACUACGACUCACAAAGUCUUUCUCACCUUCCUCUUCACCAACAAUGGAAAAUCGCAUUGCGUUUAUCAGAAAUUCCAUAAUCCCUCGCUUCGCGUUUUGGGUUUUGUUUCUUGUUAGCUCCGUUUGUGCUCGAUUUAUAGUGGAGAAGAUCGAUAUCACCGUUAUGGCUCCUAAAGAUCUUCAGGAUAAGCACGUGGGUGCCGCUGGAAACUUCGGUGUUCCCGAUUAUGGAGGUUACAUGACAGGUUCAGUGUUUUAUCCCGAGAAAGGGGCUUUAGGGUGCCAACCCUUUGAGGGCGAUAAGCCCUUCAAGUCUGAGCCAUCUUUACCCACUAUUCUUCUCCUUGAUCGUGGAGAGUGUCUUUUUGCCUUGAAAGUAUGGCAUGCUCAAAUAGCUGGAGCUGCUGCAGUAUUAGUGGUUGACGAGAAAGACGAGCCUCUCUUAACUAUGGAUUCUCCUGAAAAGACCAAGUCAGCGGAAGGGUACAUAGAGAAGAUUAACAUUCCAUCAGCUCUGAUAAGGAAACCUUUUGGUGAAAAGUUGAAGGAAGCUUUAAAAGACAAAGAUAGUCAUAUUUUGGUCAAGAUAGAUUGGCCAAUGCCUCAUCCUGAUGGCAGAGUUGAGUAUGAGUUGUGGACAAACAGCAAUGAUGAAUGCGGAGCUCGCUGUGAUGAACAGAUGAAUUUUGUGAAGAAUUUUAAGGGUCAUGCUCAGAUUCUUGAGAGGGGUGGUUAUACUCAAUUCACUCCACACUAUAUAACAUGGUUUUGUCCAAAGUCUUUUAUUGACAGCGAACAGUGUAAGUCUCAAUGCAUAAACCAUGGCAGAUACUGUGCACCGGAUCCCGAGAUGAACUUUUGGGAGGGGUAUAAAGGGAAGGAUGUGGUUUUUGAGAAUCUGAGGCAACUCUGUGUCCACAAAGUUGCCAAAGAGAGCAGCCGAUCAUGGAUCUGGUGGGAUUAUGUGACUGAUUUCCAUAUCAGAUGUUCUAUGAAGGAGAAGAAGUACAGUAAAAAUUGUGCUGAGGAUGUCAUGAAAUCACUGGAUCUUCCCAUCGAGAAAAUAAAGGAAUGUGUUGGUAACCCUGAAGCAGAUACUGAGAAUGAAGUAUUAAGUACCGAACAAAAAGUCCAGGUUGGGCAUGGAUCUCGUGGAGAUGUUACCAUCUUGCCCACAUUGAUUAUAAACAAUGAGCAGUAUCGAGGGAAAUUGGAGAGAACUGCUGUCCUGAAGGCUGUAUGUGCAGGAUUUAAGGAGACCACUGAGCCUUCAAUCUGUUUAAGUGGAGAUCUCGAGACAAAUCAGUGCCGUGAAAGGAAUGGAGGAUGCUGGGAGGACAUAAAAGCUAACGUAACUGCUUGCAAGGAUACUUUCAGGGGAAGAGUUUGUGAGUGCCCCAUUGCAAAUGGUAUUCAAUAUAGGGGGGAUGGCUAUACAUCUUGUGAAGCUUUUGGACCUGCAAGGUGUUCAAUCAACAAUGGAGGUUGUUGGUCAGAAAGUAAAAAUGGCAUAAAUUUCUCGGCUUGCACAGGGUCCAAAGAGAGCGGGUGUGAAUGCCCACUUGGCUUUUCUGGGGAUGGGAUGAAAUGUGAAGAUGUUGAUGAAUGUAAGGAACACAGUGUAUGUCGCUGCGAUGGAUGCACCUGCGAGAACACUUGGGGUAGUUAUGAAUGCAAAUGCAAGGGAAAUCUUAUGUAUAUAAGGGGCCAAGAUGUUUGUAUCGAAAGAAGUGGAUCAAAAUCCGGCCGGUUCCUCGCCUUCGUGUUUGUGGCAGUUAUCGUUGGAGCUUGUGUAGCUGGUUACGUGUUCUACAAGUACAGGUUCCGGUCUUACAUGGAUUCCGAGAUUAUGGCUAUCAUGGCACAAUAUAUGCCACUUGACCAGCAAAACAAUGAAGCUCAGCCUCUACGACAAAGCUCGGUAUAAUUAAGCUUGCUUCCACGGAGAACAAUCCUCUUACAUCACUACCGGCCAUUUACAGAAAUCAGAGCUAAAAGAGCCAGCCGAAUAUGGAAGAAUCCAUGGCCACAGAACAUUAUUAACAAGCAUUUCACAGCCUUGAAGCGAAAUAAGGAAAGAUCCAAUAUACUAGUCUUAUACAACAAAAUAUUAGGAUAAUUAUGUGUAGUACUAUAAUAUUAGUUCAAAAAAUUUUCUUCAUAGAAUAAUUUCGACAGUUUGUAGAUGGAAUUAUUGAGAUAUACAUGUAAGCAGUAAGCCUGAGAUGUGAAACGAAGUAGGAUAUUGAUACAAAAGCUUGCUUGCACAAGUAAUACGGAACUCUCUUUCGUUUUUAUGAAAAAAUAAAUAAAUCGGUAGUUUUUGUUUA
Molecule: messenger RNA, 2380 nt
Organism: Neltuma alba
Lineage: Eukaryota; Viridiplantae; Streptophyta; Magnoliopsida; Fabales; Fabaceae
Product: vacuolar-sorting receptor 6
Exons: 13
Coding region: 94-1977 (627 amino acids)
Molecular function (GO): calcium ion binding
Source: RefSeq, a predicted model, not a curated record